Messenger RNA from Plasmopara halstedii, 1059 nucleotides. Its product is annotated as serine threonine-protein phosphatase pp1. Gene Ontology annotation, molecular function: protein serine/threonine phosphatase activity. Gene Ontology annotation, cellular component: cytoplasm; nucleus. The transcript is spliced from 4 exons. Lineage: Eukaryota; Oomycota; Peronosporomycetes; Peronosporales; Peronosporaceae. The record is from RefSeq and is a predicted model, not a curated record. The coding region runs from base 1 to 1059 and encodes 352 amino acids.
AUGCACAAUGGCGAGGGGGGGACUGGCGCGGGACGUCUUGCCCAUUUCAAAGAAAUAGGAAAGUGUCAAGUAGUUAAAGCUGGACUAAUGGCGUCGUCUGGACUCGAUCCUAUCGACGUGGACAGCAUAAUCGAGAAGUUACUGAGUGUGCGCGGCGCGCGCCCCGGUAAGCAGGUAAACCUCACAGAAACCGAAAUUCGUGGCUUGUGUCUACACGCGCGGGAAGUUUUUCUUGCGCAGCCUAUUCUGGUGGAGCUAGAGGCUCCGAUAAAGAUUUGUGGUGACAUCCAUGGGCAAUACUACGAUUUGCUGCGCCUCUUCGAGUACGGUGGUUUUCCUCCAGAUGCCAAUUAUUUGUUUCUUGGAGACUAUGUGGACCGUGGCAAACAGAGUCUGGAGACCAUCUGCCUGCUGCUCGCGUAUAAGAUUAAGUAUCCCGAAAACUUCUUCAUCCUUCGUGGCAAUCACGAGUGUGCCUCAAUCAAUCGAAUUUACGGCUUUUAUGACGAAUGCAAGCGCCGUUACAAUAUCAAACUCUGGAAGACGUUUACAGACUGCUUUAAUUGUCUGCCUGUGGCCGCUAUCGUAGAUGAGAAAAUUUUCUGCAUGCACGGCGGUCUGUCUCCAGAACUUAGCCAAAUGGAGCAGAUUAAGCGCUUCGUGCGUCCCACAGAUGUACCCGACACGGGUCUACUCUGCGACUUGCUGUGGUCUGACCCCGACAAAGACAUCAUGGGCUGGGGUGAGAAUGACCGUGGUGUCUCUUUCACAUUUGGUCCGGAUAUCGUGAGCCAAUUUCUUAAGCGCCAUGAUCUUGACUUGAUCUGUCGUGCCCAUCAGGUGGUAGAGGAUGGCUAUGAAUUUUUUGCCAAGCGCCAGUUGGUUACGCUGUUCUCAGCACCAAAUUACUGUGGCGAAUUUGACAACGCUGGUGCUAUGAUGUCAGUAGACGAGACGCUCAUGUGCUCGUUUCAGAUCUUGAAGCCGGCUGAAAAGAAACAGCGCUACGCUUACAAUGGCCUGGGCACACAGCGUCCCGCAACGCCGCCUCGAAAGUAA